Messenger RNA from Pangasianodon hypophthalmus (striped catfish), 5171 nucleotides. RefSeq names its product synemin, intermediate filament protein (gene synm). Gene Ontology annotation, molecular function: vinculin binding; structural constituent of muscle; structural constituent of cytoskeleton. Gene Ontology annotation, biological process: intermediate filament cytoskeleton organization; fast-twitch skeletal muscle fiber contraction. The transcript has 4 exons. The record is from RefSeq and is a predicted model, not a curated record. NCBI's taxonomy places the organism in Eukaryota, Metazoa, Chordata, Actinopteri, Siluriformes, Pangasiidae. Gene Ontology annotation, cellular component: costamere; sarcolemma; intermediate filament. The coding region runs from base 357 to 3602 and encodes 1081 amino acids.
ACUUAAACGUGUCGCUCGUAAGAAUCGAAUCUCUGAAGUGAUUCGUACUGUCCACCACGUCGGAGUGGGUAAGGUUGUAUAACUGAGGUCAGAACAGUCUGUACUGUCUAUCUCUGUCCACAUGGGAGAGCCAGAUCCCAUCACAGUGCUCCUGAAGUGUUUUCCUCACCUCUGUGUGUGAGGAGUGGAUCAUUAGUGCGCCUCCCUUCUGCACCUGAGAAGUCUGCUCUAACCUCUCAGCAGCAGCAGCAGCAGCACAGCGCGUCCUGCACACUUACCCAUGAGAACGAAGGCAUAGUUUCCUUCUUCCCUUUUUUUUCCAUCACGCUUUUUUAUUUCACAACCUUACCAAGAACAUGUUUCACUUCAAGAGGUCGUUCGAGGGCGAAAAGCUUCAGCUGCAGGAGCUGAAUCAGAGGCUGGGGCAGUAUCUAUCCAGAGCGAAGCUGUUGGAGCAAGAAAACGCUCGCCUUGUAGCGGAAAUAAACACGAUCAGGCAUAACAGGUCUACAGAAUGGGAGGACACACGCAUGGCCGAGCUGAGAGAGAUGAGAAGACUGGUGGAUCAACUCUGUUGGGAAAAAUCCAGGGCGGAGAUGGAGAGAGAGAAGCUGCGCAGAGAGCUUGAGCUGAUCCAGGCCAUGCGCUCUGACGAGUCCGCGUUUAGUAAAGGUCUGGAUGGUGAGCUGAAGGGCUGUGAAAAGCAGCUGCGCCAUGCUCUUCAGACCAACAGCGCGCUAGAGGAACGCCUGCUCCAGCUGCAGAAUGAAUGCGCGCUCUUGCAUGAUGCUCACAGGAACGAGAUUGCGCACCUCAGGAGCCAGGGUCACACCCGGGUCUUACCUGUUGUCACUCGGACGCAUCACGGCCCACCAGCGUUUAGUCCAGAAGAAGUCCAGGAGUAUGCGCGUAGCCUGUCUGAAAGCUGGAUGGAGACUUUUGAAAUGUAUCGACAGCAGGUUGAGGAGAUGGAAGAAUCCAUAAAAGCAGAUCAGGCCAGGCUUGAAGAUAUUAGAAGAGAGAAGGUGGAGUAUGCUUCAGAGCUGAACAAGCUGAGGGCGGAAAUGGAGAAACACAGCCAGAUGCAGCUGGAGCUCGAGGAGCAUCUCAUGAACAUGCAAGAAAAGUUCAGAAAAGAUCUCAGUCAGUAUCAGAUAAUUGUUGAAGAACUGGAACAUGAGCGUAUGCUUCUGGCCAACACCAUUACAGAAAAGCUGAAGGAUCAUCAUGACCUCCUACAGGUCAAAAUGGGGCUUGGCAUGGAAGUGGCUGCAUACAGGGCACUGCUAGAAGGUGAAGGUAAACAUGCUCAGAUGAGGUCUGACCAGUAUUCAAGAGAGAGAAUAAUAGAUAUCAAAUUGCCAGCCCAUCCUUACACUCCAAGAGUCUCUACCAUCACAGCCAGUCGACCAGAAGUGAGAAGGAAUUUAAUAGGGUAUGAUGUCUGGAAUGUAGAACCCAUUUCCAGCAUGAGAACCUCCACUGUAUCCAGUCAGUAUGAUUCCCACAAAACCUCCAGGAUUUUGCCUAUCACUAUUUCAAACCAUGCCCAACAAAGUCCUGCUGCAAGAAGAGACAUGAUUGCUUUCAGCAAAGCAAAACAGGCUUCAGUUUCACCAAGUGCAGCCAAACCUGAUGUCUCUGCUAGUAAGACUAACAAAGAAGUGAUGGAAGAACAGAAGGUAAUCAUCAAAGGUGUGUCUAAAAGCCAACCAAGGAGUUCGCCUGAUCUUUUCCAGACAGAAAUACAAAACAAAUCAUUCCCCACUACCUCAUCAGCAAUAGAAAUAAAAUCAGUGAGAGUUGUGGCACCACCUAUGAUGAGCCUGAACACUAAUGCAGAAACCAAUCAGAAAGUUGUUGAGGAAGAUGUUAAGGAAGAUGAAAGAAAAGAUCAGAGUACAGAAGCAGAUCAUGCCAAAGCAACAGUGCAACCUGAUGCAACACCAUUUAUCCAGCAUAAGGAAUCCAACCAAGAAGAUAAGACAGAUUUGAAAGAUUCUGGAAAUGUGGGACCAAAGGUAUUUGCAGGUGAGGAAAAAGUUUUGGACUCAGUGUCCAUGGAAGAAAUUAUUGAGAAGGUCAUAAAGCCUGCUGGCUUUGAUACAAAUCUCAGUUCAUCUGCUGACUCAAAGAUCACAUACCAUGUAGAGAAAACAGAGCAAGAGGAUGGAAGCACCAAGACUCAGAUAGUCCUGCAGUCAAAAGUGGAAGAAGACCUGGAUGUGUCAGACAACUCGGCUCUUGAUGAACUCCUUAGUAAGGGGGUACAUAAAGUCUCUCUGGAGGAUAUUGAAGGAACCCCAACAGGAAGCAUGAUUCAGAACCUUCUGCGUCUUGGUCUUGAAGGUGAAAGCUUAGAAAACAAGUCGGUUAAAGUGGAGAUAAUGGAGGCACCAUUGGAAUCUCAUACCGAUGAAGGGGAAGGUGAAAUUGAAGAGACUGUAGAAGUUGAGUCCAAAGCGUACUUCCAACCUUCAUCAAUGUUCUUUCACAUUGAAGAACCAGAGAAUGAACCUCAGCCAGCUAAACAACAUGAAAACACUGACGAGUCUAUGAAAGCCUCAGAGUAUGUAAAGAGUGGAUUUGUGCAGGUGCAGGAAGUGUCCAGAGAUGAGAGCCUCCCAUACUAUGCUCAGGGCCAAGAAACACAAGAAUACUUUGUUUCCACCCCUGAAGAGAACAUGUCUGGUUCAGAGGAGGGUGGAGGAUUUAUGUCUUAUGGACAUUAUGGAGUGGUGGAAGACCUUUCAGAUGAGAGAUACUACCAGGAAGAAGGUCUGCCUACAAAAAGGAGGUACUCUGAUGAAGGGGAAAAUAACAGGGAGUCACCUGAAUAUGUCAAAAGAGACACCACUGGAAUUCCAGAGUGUAUUAUAGAAGAGGAGGUGCAUGUUCCUCCCAGAAUUCAAGAGUCUAUGCUGGAGAUCCUGAAAGAAGAGUCAUUGGACCCCAGAGAACAGCUAAAGGGAGCACUGGAGCAGCUAGAAGGCACUGUGUCUGGAGAGCUAAAAGAAGAACUUGUUUCUUUCACCAAAGCUGGUCAAAGUUCUGAGAACCUGUCUGUUAACAUCCAGAAAGUGCAACAAUCUCCAGACAAUGGAACAAUGACCUUUGUGGCAGAGCUUAAUAUUUCCCAGAGUCUGGAGGAUUCUGGACUCUUGCAAAAUGAGGCAGAUGACCUGUUACAGGAACAGGUGAUGGCAGCACUGCAGUCCUCAAGCUCUGACCUCCACCAGGCGCACAGUGCUGAAGCUGAUGAUGAGUAUACCAUCAGACUUUCCACAGAGGAGGUCCAAAAAGGGGAAAUGCCAUGGAUGUCCAGCCUUGAGGAAACCGAAGCUUUGAGCUCAGGUAGUGAAGUUAGCAAGACCGAGAAGGUCAUCAGGCUGGGGCCUAAUGAGACAUCCUUCACGUUCCAAAUGGGUAUUAACAACAGCGCGUCUGCGAUAGGCAAAGAAGGGAUGGAUUCUCAAGAUCAGAAAGGCAAUGGAGCCAAUGUGCAAGAGUUUGUACAGACCCAGAAGACUGACCCUUCAUUAAAAAUCUACCAGGAGAAAAGAAUAGCUACUGUUUAUCUUGAAAGCCCCCAGGAGGACUAACUGAGAUCUAGAUAAAACCACCUAUAACUGAGAUCCAAAUAAAACCACGUAUUAUAUAAUCAGGUAUGGAGAAAUGUUUGUUACUCUCAUUGUUUUUACAAUACAUAUAGAAAGCAGCACAUAUCAAGGACUUAAAGCUUUACUUUCUACACAAUUAGAUUUACGAGUUUAGACCCUCUUGGCUCUGUGCCUUUUUUUCUUUUUUUUUCUUUUCUUUUUUUUUUUUUUUUUUUUUUUGCUGUGUAGGCCUCACGGAAUUUGUCACAUUUAUUACAUGUCUUGUCUAGAAUGACAUGUAAUAAAAUGUACUGAAGUUAAUAAAAGAGCAUUUAAUAUCAUUGAUUACAGGAUAUCACUGUCUCUUGUAACACUACACAAAUUAUUUUAAGCUACACUUCAAUUCAGAUAGAACAUACUGCUAAUCCUGUAUUCAAAUCACUGCGUUAUGUUUCUGGGUCAUGUUUCUACUGUGUGUUCUUUAGUAUAUGCACUGUCAUCUUUUACUUUAAUGAUGAUACUGUUUUGCUGUAACACAUUUUUAAAUUACUGUCAUCUACACUUAAUAAGGUCCAGAGUUUAAUCUAGUAUAAAUUCACACAUAUUUUGUAUUUAUGACACUAAGAAAACUUAAAAACACCUUAACAAACAUAGAGCAGAGGUGCCUGUUUCUUUUGCCUGUGCCUAUUCUGUGUGAACAAAAUUAGGUGAUUUUCCUGCUCAAAGACACCCAUAAAACUGUUAAUUAACUGGUGAAUAGAAUUAUGUGUCUCUGAAGGAAAUAACUAAACACUGCUGGAUUCUAGUGCACUAAAACUGGAGCUCCAUUUUAUUUUGAGUACUGAUUGUUGUUUAUAGCCCCUAAUCUGACUUGAUUAUUGUCAGAAUCUGGCUCUGUGACUACCAGAUUUCAGACUAUCCUUCUUGUCCUUCUUAGGUCCUAUAAUCCUUAAAUAACAUUAGCAUGGCAUUCACUAAUCCAGCCUCCCUGCGCUUUCAGCGUAAGGGCCUUUCCAUUGUUCAGGACUGAGUGAGACAGAGAGAUGAAAAAGUGAAAAAGCAGGUUUCUCUUAAAAAGCACCAGUGUCAGUCUAGUGGUCAUUGAGGUAGUGUCUAACAGCAUGUUUGCAUAACAAAUGUAUUUUGGGAUCCUUACUCAUGCCUCACAUGGUGGUAAUGGAGUGAGUGAGAAGAAAAGAGAGAGGGUGACGCCAGUUUAUGUCCAGUAGGACUCUUUUUAGAGUUCUGUAGUAACAUGCGUCCAAAAGAGGUGUGUAUGUGUGGGUAUUUAUGAACAUGUGUUGAUGAACAUUAUUAUUUGCAACAAUAAAUAACUAUACUGUACUAUAGUUAUUCGAUAGUAAUAAAUAUACUCUUCUCUGUUUCACACUAAUGCUCUCUUGGAAUCAGUUUUGUUUGGUUGGCUCCAAAAAAUUUUUCGCCCUGCUGUAAUUUUUUUUUUUUUUUUUUUUUGUCACCUGGUUUGUCACUGGUGGUAGUGUUGUGCCUGUUCCUAAUAAUGAUAUUAUGAAUAUAUAACACUGUAAUAUGAGUAAACAAAAGUUUUGUUUA